This is a messenger RNA of Trichechus manatus latirostris (Florida manatee), 672 nucleotides long. It is a transcript of the gene TMEM114, whose product is annotated as transmembrane protein 114. Lineage: Eukaryota; Metazoa; Chordata; Mammalia; Sirenia; Trichechidae. Bases 1 to 672 code for a protein of 223 amino acids. Gene Ontology annotation, cellular component: apical plasma membrane. The transcript is spliced from 4 exons. The record is from RefSeq and is a predicted model, not a curated record.
AUGCGGGUGCCCUUGGGCGCUCUGGCCGGGGCGGCGGCGCUCACCGGGGCGCUCAGCUUCGUGCUACUGGCUGCCGCCAUCGGCACGGACUUCUGGUACAUCAUCGACACCGAGCAGCUGGAGCUCAGCAGUCUUGGGGCGCGGGAUCCGGAGGGGGCCGCCAACCUCAGCCAGCCCGAGCCUCUGAGCUCCCACUCUGGCCUCUGGCGGACCUGCCGGGUCCAGAGCCCGUGCACGCCGCUGAUGAACCCCUUCUGGCAGGAGAACGUGACAGUCAGUGAAUCCAGCCGACAACUUCUCACCAUGCACGGGACGUUUGUGAUUCUGCUGCCGCUCAGCCUGAUCCUCAUGGUCUUUGGGGGCAUGACGGGCUUUCUGAGCUUCCUCGUCAGAGCCUGCCUCUUGCUUCUGCUCACUGGGGUCCUCUUCCUCUUUGGAGCCACGGUGACCCUCGCUGGGAUCAGCGUCUACAUCGCGUACUCGGCCGCCGCCUUUCAGGAGGCGCUGUGUCUCCUGGAGGAGAAGGCCCUCCUGGACCAGGUGGACAUCCACUUCGGCUGGUCCCUGGCCCUGGGCUGGAUCAGCUUCAUCACCGAGCUGCUCACCGGGGUGGCCUUCCUGGCAGCAGCCCGAGAGCUCCGCCUGAGACGGAGGCAGGACCAGGCCAUAUGA